UCAACUUUUUUUACGAGUAAUAUUAGAAAAAUUUAAAAGUAUAUUUAAUUAAGUUAAGCGUGUAUUAUACGAUAAAAGAAAGUGUAAAUUUUUUAUAAAUAAUUAUGAUAUGAAGUCGAUUAAUAAUUAUGGCGAGUUAAAUUGCUCGGAAAGUAUAAUAGAAUAUUUUUAUUUAAUAUCAAAUCAAAACACAAAUGAGAAAAAAAGAUUAUCUGCAAUUAAUUCAUGUACCAAAAUAAUUAAUACUAGCAGCAACAAUAUAUUUACAACAGAAGAAUUCUAUUAUUGCCUAAGCAAAAACUUUGUACAUCCAUCAUGUCCACAAAUUAGAGCUGCUACGUUAAGAUUGUCAAGAUAUUUAUUAAAAACACCAAAUGAUUUGCAGAUAUUUAACAACCUUCAACUUCCGAUUCUUGUUUGCAGGAGUCUUGAUUUGGUUGUUAAAAAUGAGGAAGAGAGAAUUCAAGCAUUAAAAUUAAUUAGAAAAAUGAUUUUAAUAUCACCCGAGCAAUUAUCGCCAAAAAUUGUCAGAUGUUUAACAUCGCUAGCGGAUACAGUAACGAUUGAUGGUGCAAAACCAGAUCGCAUUGUGAGGGCUUGUUUAGCAACUUUAUCGGAAUUGGGUGUUUUAAAUCCAACACUUUUUAUCAUGUCAAACGGAGUCCAUGUAAUUCUUCGGAAUGUCUUGGAGUGUGACUCACCCAAAAUGGCAGAAAGCUUAGUUGGAGUUUUAUUGCAUUUAUUAGAAUAUCCUCAUACACGAAUGAUAUCUGGAAUUCGAUUGGAUUGUCUCGCAGCACCAUAUUGCGACUUUACCUAUCGAUUAUGGGAUAAAAAUAAAGAUGCACGAGAAUUGAGAUUUAAGUGUUCACGGCUAGCUUUAUUAUCGGUCCUGAGAAGCUAUAAUGGUGCAGUCGAGUUUUGUAAUCCAAACAAAUCAUCAGGUCUGAAAGCAGUCAUUGACAUUUUGUACCUAAAUCAGUUGGAAGUUCGAAAAGCUAUUUUGGACUUUAUGUAUGAUUUGAUAGGACUUCCUCAAACGAUAUGGACCGACGAGUAUUCUGUGGCAUUACAGGCAGUUGAUCCGUCAGAUUACCAGGAUUCAUGGAGACUAUCUGAAGGAUUUGUCGCGUUCGAAGGUCGAUCAAUUUUACCAAGUUUUAUCAACAAAGUGCCCAAUAUUUCUGAAAUACAUCAAGCCUUCCUCCUAUACUGUUUCAUUGAAAACGGUUUGCUCAAUGCCUUAGUCGAAGUUAUAGUCAGUAGUGAUACCUUUAUAUCUGUACGUGCAACAAUCUUAUUGGCCAGAUUACUUCAAUUGAUUCAUACGACAUUACCAUCCAAUACGGACCAUUAUGCACCACUGCCUAUGUUAGUCGCGAAAGCAACUCAAGGAAAUUAUCAGGCGAGGGCCGCAAUAUCGGCAUUACAAUCAUAUCAUUCAAUUAUAAAGAAUCGACCAGCUGCGUGCAGUCUCUAUCUUGACUGUAUAAUCCAAAAUGGUGAUUUAAUAAAAUCGAGGCUCUUUAAACGUGAAAUUGAUGCUGUUGAAAGUCUUUCCAAAUCUGCUAGUCUUACAUUAUUUGAACGAAUGCGUCACGAUUCCAUUGGCUCUGCUGAUGCGAGUAACUAUUAUGAGCAUGUACGUGAUACCACUAGUUUGAAUAUAAGUGGCGAAAACGAAACGAGUAAAGAACGAGCGAAAAGAUCAACACUUAUUCGACAAAAAGUCGUAGGAUUUUUUGAAAAAUUUAAAGAAAAUGAACGAUUGAUUAAGGAUUCACUGGUUUUGACUCAUGUUGAUCCUGCAAAAUGGGAUUGGGAGAUAAUUGUAAUAAUUUUUCGAAACAAAAAUCUCAGCACAAAGUUGGAUGAGAAUCAGUUGAAAUUCAUUAAAACGCUAACGCAAUAUUUUAAGCCAAGCAGUAAUAAAUUCUCUCACAUGGAACUUGGAAUGGGAAGAAUUAUUCCUCCAAAUGUUCACGCUGGAAUCAUGCUAAUUGACUAUUUACUCGAACAAAUUGAUGAAUUAGAGUACAUGAGAAUACUAACCGAUUAUUUCUCCGACAUUAGCAGCAAUCUUCAAGCAAUUUACAAAAAGAAAGCUCAUGAUUGUUUGUUCUCGCCAUCUCAUAUGAACACGACAAUGUGUCAGCAAUAUUUUUUGUUUAUUGGACGGAUGUGUCGAUCAAAGAAAGGCAUAGAUAUUUUGAAAAAUACCGAUAUUAUAAAGCACCUUACGUAUCUUGUAGCAAAUACAAAUCACACAAUUUAUGUAAAAUUGAUUGUUUCUGGAUUAGACUACUCAACGCAGAGUUUACCACGUUUGAUUCUUGAAAAAGCUUUACUUGCAUCGCCAAAUCAAGCAUCACGCUUAUAUGCAACGCAAUUUUUGCUUGUUUUAUUAAGAGCGCGAUUGCCGGCAUUUGAAGAAUACGGGAUUCCUUUCGUAAUGAAUCAAUUAAAGGAUAAAGAUAGGGCUAUUAUGCUAGCUGCAAUGGAAAUAUUGGAAGAGGCUUGUCACGAAAAUAUUUAUUUAUUGGAACUGGCACAUGUUUGGCCACAAUUGGACAAAUAUAAUGAAAUGGGGAAAUAUAUUAUGAUGAGAUUCUAUUCAACGCCUCGAGGUCUAAAUCAUCCGAAAGCAAAUGUGAGAGAUGAAAUUGAUUUAUGGAUUAAUGUUUACAAUAAAAAGUAUGUCAUGUUUAUUGAAUCUGAGAUUCAUUCAUCGAUGACUUUACAUCAAAGAAAUGAAGAUGGCUAUUAUAUGAGUCGAAAUACCUUUAAUCAGAGACAAUUUAUUAAGACAACAACUAUACCUUGUCAUCUUUAUGGAGCUCUUGUUCAGACUCAAUCCGGUCUGGGAUACAUACAAAAAUAUGGAAACGUUAUGCAUUACAUUGACAUCUUAACUCAAGGAAAAUGUGCUAAUGACGAAGAAUGUCUACAACUUAAAUCUGCUUUGUGGCUCCUUGGUCACAUAUCAACAAACAGUGAUGGAAUUGAUUUCCUUAAUAAUCCAGUAACAAAAGUUUUUGAGAAAGUAAUUAAUUUGGCGAAAUUUGCUGAAGUUUAUUCUAUUCGUUCAACUGCAUUUAAUGUCAUUUGCCUUAUGAGUGUAACCGUCAACGGAUCAAAUAUCCUUCAUAAACUUGAUUGGCUAAGUGUUCGACAUGAUCGCAAUAAUGAAUUUCCAGUGUUAGAACCAGAAGAUUGGCACCUUAAAAAUCCAUCCCCAAUUCGGUAUCAUCAUAUGCCGGCUUAUAACUACGGUACGAUGGAUGAAAGUAUUAUGAUUAAUCUUAGCGGCAGUAAUUUAAAUCCAUCGUUUUACAUCGAGGAGUCAAAUGACUCCAUUCGAGAGGAUGACGAUCUAAAUGAGUCCCUCAAUUUAAAUAUGACAACAUCCACUCAACGAUCGCGUACUCUACCCGCCAACAUUCAACCAUCCCAAAUGUAUCAAAGAAACAACAACGCUACUAAACAUAUCCGGUCACUUUCGGAAUCAAAAACAACAGAUGGCAUUAUGAGAAUAAGCUCGUCAAGCAAUCGAACAAGAUUUAAUUCGGGAGAUUCCAACACAUCCGAACUUAGUAGCUGCGAUUCAGUUAAUACGAAGACACUAAUAAAUGAGCGAUUCAGAAGGGUGUCUUUGACAGGAAACAUCUUAGAUACAAGUCAGUUGUCAAAUCAGGAUGUGCAUGGAUACAAAAAAUUACGUAUGAUUAGACAAAAUCUCAGGCCAAUGUUGAGCGAGUCCAACACAGAAGAUAUUCUGGCGGAUGUAUUUGAGAAUGAUGGGAAUCCUAAGACAGCGAAUCGUCUUCUAAAUACAUUUAAUAUCGAUUCGAAACGAAAGCUUAACAAAAAGAAUGUCAAAUCUCAAGCAAUCAAUAAUUCAGGAUAUGAUGAUGAUAUUCAGAAAAAUAUAUAUGUUGCAAAGCUAUUAACACAAAUUGAUACAAAAGGUCCUUGCUAUAGAGGAAUUUGUCUUCCACGGAACAUCCUUGAAUUAUUUCCAGAUGAUCAACAAAAUGGAACAUAUAUUCAUGACAUUGAGACCCUCGAGUCAAAUAAUUUAUCAAUUUCGUCUAUUAUUACAAAGAACCACCAAUAUCCGAUAGAUAAUGCUGGAGAGAGCUUAGGACAAGGACCUGAUGAGUCGACUGUUUCAAGUUUAUCAGACUUAUCAGGAGGCAAUAAGAAAACUAAGCGACGUCCAGUAAUAUCAUUAAUAACAGCAAUAACGACUGAACAAAAUAUGAAUAUGAAUACAAUUGAGAAUGAUAAUCAAUCGAAUAUGAUUCGUUCAAUGAGUUCAGGUGGCGGAACCAAGAGACAUAAUAAGGAUGAAUGUUUAAUAUGUUGUCGAAAAAAAGUUUUUGAUACAUCACUAAUUAUACAAGAGUCCAAAGAGAUAACAAUAACGACAAAUGGACAAAAGACUCGCGAUUCUUCGGAUGUGUCGUUUUAUUCGCCCGAAAGUGUCAUCAGUGAUGACUCUGCAAUGACCACUAACAUGCCUGAUCGCAUCUCAAAUAUAAUUUUGAGAAAUUUUCAAAAAAUGGCAAAUCCAAUUUUAUUUAAAACGUGUCGAAAAAUUUUGAUGGAUUUAAGGCAAAAAUAUCCUCAAUCGUUUCAAGAUGUCUGUCUUUAUUCAGAAGUUUGUAAAUAUAUGGGAAUAUGUAAUUAUAGAAUGACUGUGCGUCGCUUUAUUCAGGAAAUUUUUUUGGAUCUUAACUAUGAUGUUUUUAAUAAUGACAUUGAUUUAAUUUUAAAUGUGGCACGUCAACGUUUUGCCGAUCAAAAAUUAUUGGAUGCAUCUAAAACAUUUCCCUCGACAUCAUCACCACAAUCAACCAUAAAUUCACAAAUUUUAAAUGUUUCACAUAUACAAAGUUAUCAUACCCCAUCACCAUCACCAUCAUCAUCAUCAUUAGCAUCAUCACAAGCAAUUUCUUUAUCACAUAAAUUGCAUUCUAUUAAAUCACCUUUAUUAGCCAGUGUUCAUGAAAGCAGUAUAGAAAACUUGAUUGAUCCUCCGAAAAGCACCAAAGAUGAAGUUGAUUCAGUUAAUAAUAAGAAUAAUUUGAAGUCAACUGGUUACAAUAAUAAAAAUUCUCCGGGAAGUUUACAAAAAGUUACGGCCGAGAUUCAUGGUUAUCAUCAGAAGAAAGACACAGAAUGUGCUGGCUCUGAAAUCAUACGACCGAUUCGCAGGCGACGUUUCAAUACUUUGGAACUAGAUUUGAGUUGUACGAUCAACAAAUUUCCUAUUAAACAUCGCAGUAGUACGCAAGCACAAGUUACAACAGCAAAAAUAAUGGAGGGAAGGCCUACUUCAUUAAGCACCGCUCCAAACGAUAAGGAUGGUGAACAAUCAUUCAUAACGAGAAACUUUUCAACCAGCGAUCAUAGUUUUGAGUACACAAGAAGCAUAACUUCACCAAUAUCUCCACUUGCUCCUUUAUAUCCUUUAUAUUGUGAACAAAGAUUACUUCAAUCUUCACGAUCGGAGGCUACUCUUAGUAAAAGUAAUAAUAUUAGUAAUAAUAAUAAUAAUAAUAAUAACAUAAGCGACGAUGGAAGAGAAAAAUGAGAUCAGUAAAACAAAAUUCACACACACACGCGAUACAUACGAGAAAAAGGAAUGCAUUAUUUAAACAAAAACACAUUAUAAUUAUAAUUUUUAACUGUACAUAGCUUAAGAAAAACGAUAGAAAGAAAUAUGACGUUUACAUAUUACAAAAUGUAUAGACGGACAAAAGCAAACACGUUAAAACUUUUAACUUAAAAGAUAAAAACAGCAAGUUGAUGAUGAGAAAAUUAUGGAGUGUCCAAAGAUGUAGAUACCGACUCGCCACCCACAUUUCUUGCUAAACUCAAGAAAAUCCACACGAAAAGACUCGAUUAUAUAAGCUUUGUUACUGUUAAGGCAGCUACGCUUUUUAGUUUAUUUUUAAUCAACACUUGCUUUAAUAAUAUUAAAUAUCCAUAUCUUUCACAUAUUUACUACUCUGAUUUAUAAAAAAAAAGUCUCUAAAUUCAUCUCUGGCUAGCUCCUUGAUUUUCUCUUCAUGAAGCUUUAAGCUUUCUGUUUGACAAAACAACACUUGAAAACGAUAUUUUAUACGAAUUUUUCCGAGAUACCUUUAAACAAAAUGAUGAAAAAUCUAUUAAAUUAAUACCUAAUAAUAAUAACAAUAAAAAUAAUUAUAUUGUUGAAUCUUCUAUCAUCACGUUCGCUUAAAAUUAUAGUUAUUUCAAGGAAGAAAAAACGAAUAUUAAAAAAAUGAAGAAUAUUUUAAUUUCCUUUCAUUUAUUUAUUAAAGAUAGUUUUAUAUCCUGAUCCUCAAUCACAAAUCCCCAUUUCCCAGAAUAUGAACGCAAAGCAAAAUUACGAAAAAAACAUAAUAAUUUUAUUUAUAAUAUUUAACAGUAACGAGGAGAAGAAGAAGAAGAAGAAGUAGAAAAACGACUAAUUUACUUUAAUUAUUUUGUACAAUCAAUGCAUUAUUCAUAUUUUUUUUUAAAUAGAUAAAAAAAGAUAUGAGUAUCUCAAUAAUACAAGAAAGAACAUAGAAUCGAUAGAUAUUUCAAAAUGCCUAAAUAAUAGAUAGUUCAAUCAGAAGAAAUUUCCAUUUUACAAGUCAUAAAAAAAUUCAUAGAAAUGUUAAUCACUGACAGUACUCUACAAUAUUUUUAACAAUAUGUUCACACACAUCAAUUCAUACUUUUUUGGUAUUCUGAACAUGAUCAUGAUAUGAUUUACAAUAAAUGUCAUAAAUUAUUUGAAACUGAAAAGAAAAAAAAACUUUAACUUUAACAUAGAGAAAGAAACAUGUAAAAAUUGUU
Molecule: messenger RNA, 6855 nt
Organism: Chironomus riparius
Lineage: Eukaryota; Metazoa; Arthropoda; Insecta; Diptera; Chironomidae
Source: the annotation of a GenBank genome assembly